Molecule: messenger RNA, 2600 nt
Organism: Tachysurus vachellii
Lineage: Eukaryota; Metazoa; Chordata; Actinopteri; Siluriformes; Bagridae
Gene: stm
Product: starmaker
Exons: 22
Coding region: 104-1960 (618 amino acids)
Source: RefSeq, a predicted model, not a curated record
CACGACAUGAUCCAGCCAGGAUUCAGAUUUACAGGAGAGCACAGAAAAGCUUAAGCCUGUCUCGCCCUCCUUCUCUUUCAGACUGCUCUACCAUUCUGUCGCGAUGCACACACGGACAAUGGUUGUUUUGCUGGUCAUUGUUUUCGUGUCUGUCGCUUUGUCUGCACCAAUCAGUGAUGGCACAGACAACGAUGAGAAAGCACAGGCACCGCUAGACUUAUUGAUGGGUGAUAACAAUGAAGUUCACCCGACUAACAGCCCCGUAAACAGAGACUCGGGAACUACAGAUGGAAAAGACUCUACAGAGAAAAGAGACGGUACAGCAAAUGACCCAGCAGGUACAACAGAAAAACCACGUGACACGAGUCGGGAUGAAACCACGAGUGGUCCAGAUUCCACUGAUUCUUCUGAAUCUGCAGUAGAAAAAAAGGACUCGGACAUAUCAGACCCAGCUGAAGAGAAUAAUAAAGAUCCUCUAGAUGACACGGCCGAACGAGCAUCAACAGAAAAGAAACUAGAUGACACAGAAGUAACAGACACACAAACAGAUUCUGCUGAUACGGAUUCAACACUUAUCUCAUCAAAUGAAAUGGACUCUGUGGACAAGACCUCCUCCAGUACAGAGACAGGGUCACGUGAUGAGGAUAAAGACAAGGAUUCUCAAGAAUCUGAAAAGCAGAAGUCAGACAGCAGCACUGAUACAAACAAGGACAGUAAAGAACAAGAUGUAGAGAAAAACUCAGAGAUGGAGGACAAGGACAAAGCUGUUGGUAAAGCUGUGGACAGUGACAGUGAUGGUGAUGAGACUAGAGACAGAGAAGACACUGAAGGGAAAGAUUCAUCAGAAAGAAAGGACAAGACCAACAAGUCUGCUGAUACUGACAAAGAUACUGACCAUGACACAAGUUCUUCAGACAUGACAGAGGUCAGUGACAGCACUGAGAAGACUGAGAAAGAAAAGGAUCAGGAAACUGAGAAAGAAAAGGAUCAGGACACUGAGAAAGAGAAGGAUCAAGACACUGAGAAAGAAAAGGAUCAGGACAAUGAGAAAGAGAAGGAUCAAGACAAUGAGAAAGAGAAGGAUCAGGACACUGAGAAAGAGAAGGAUCAGGACAAUGAGAAAGAGAAGGAUCAAGACAAUGAGAAAGACAAUGAUAGAAAUACAGACAAUAGCAGAGAUGGUGAUAAAGAUGAUGGUGAUAAAGAUGAUGGUGAUAAAGAUGAUAAUGAUAAAGAUGAUGGUGAUAAAGAUGAUGGUGAUAAAGAUGAUGGUGAUAAAGAUGAUGGUGAUAAAGGUGAUAGUGAAAAAGAUGAUAGUGAUAAAGAUGAGGAUAGAGACAGUAAGAAAGAUGAUAAGGACAGCGAUGGAGACAGAGACACAGACAAUGAUGUGGAUAGCAAAGACUUAACAGAUGAGGAGGAUAGUGCAGACAGUGACAAGGACACCACAGAUGAAUCAAGCAUUGACAAAAGCAAUGAGAAGGGGGAAAAGGACACUGACCAAGAGACAAAGAGCAAGUCUGAGGAAUCUACGAGGAACUCUCGGCCAGAAUCGUUGAACUUGGACUCCUCAAGUAAAGAGGACAGUCAGGACAGAGAGAUGAGCAGCAGUGAGUCCACUGAUAAAGAAAGUUCAGACAGCAUGGACCAUGCUGACAAGGACAGCAAUGAGACAGAUGGAGAAGUUUCAGAUGUCAGUGCUAAUAGUGCAGAGAUAGAUUCUACUCCUGAUGCAACAUCACUUGAAACAGCUGAAGACUCUCAGGGUGACUCCAGUGAUGAGAAUGACAAUGAUGACUCAAGGGAUGUAACAGAGUCUAAAUCACAAGAGAACACUGAUGAAGACACUGAUGUAGACACAACUGCAGCCCCAUCUGAUGUACCUGACCAGCCAGAUCAUCUAGAUGACACACCACAAGGGUCCAUUGUUGGAAGCAAUAACGCUUCUCUAAGCUCCUAGCACCAGAGUAUCACUGGCUGAAACAGUUUAACAGGGUCAUGCAAUACAUGGUGAAAUAAAAGAGAAUCAACAGAAGUCACUGUGCUAACAGCUAACAACAUUUUAUAACUUUCUGUCCCCACUGAUGAAGGGUUCUUGGAUGGAAAAUAAGUUAUUCUGUGUGGUUUAUGUUCUGUUUUUUGCUUUUGUUUAAUUUGUGGAGAAACGUAUAGGUCAAAAUAUUUCUUUUUAUUCAAACAUAGAAAGAUUGAAACUUAGUAAUUAGUCACAAAUAUAAUGUUUGUAAUUUUGUUCUAUACUGUUAAAGACAAAAUCAUUGACCACAAGCAUGUCUGUGGAACUGGCUUUAAGAGACAAUAUUUCCAUCUGACUGUGCUCCAUCUUCUAGACUGACACUUUUCUCCUUAACGCAGCCAAAUGGUGUCUGGCUGAAACAUCAAACACACUUGACACAUUGCUUAUUUAAAUAUAUUAAAAUGUUUCCUAAAACAAAUGUGUACAGACAGAUCUGCUUAACUGUACAUUGAGUUCACAUCUCUGGACAUAUAGUGAUGAUAUUGUGAUUUAACAACACAGAUUGUUUGCGAAUUACUGCAAGGACAUUGAUAUAGAUUAAUUAAUGUCACUAAAAUGUGCACAC